AUGACAGAAGAUAUUUUAGGCGAUCAUAUGAAUACAGACGUAGAUAUUGUAAAUGAUGAUCUUAUCAGCCAAGAAUUUAAUUUUCUUGUUACAGGCCCAAAAUCAUCCAAUGAUCCUGCUAGUGACCAAGAAUUUAAUUUUUUUAUUACGAGCUCAAAAUCAUCUAAAGGAAAGCAAAAACAAUUAAGUGUCAAUUUUGAUGCACCAGAAUCCGGUUAUGAAGAUAAAGGUGCAGAAAUACCAUUUACAAACAUCGAUCAGGGAUUCUUUAUGAGAUAUCUAUUACUCUUGGUUGAUAGAAAUAUCUAUUCAGAAUUUCCAAAAUCUUUACAUAUGGCACAGAAAUUAUUUGGCUCUUUUUAUAAUAGUAACCAACAUAUUGAGCUGGAAUUACUCAAGAUUAUUCAAAAUCAUUCACGUCUUGAUGAGUUAUCAUUAUUUGUCAAUGAAAAUCAACACCUUUUAGAAUGUUUGCCUUAUAUUGCUCUUAAGGAAACAGUUGGUAGCCUCACAGCUAAUGAAGAUUUUAAUUUGAUGAAAUAUUCGAAAUUUUUAACAAUGUCAAAAAAUGUAAAGGAGAAAGCAGGAACAGAGUCAGAGCCUUUUUCAGAUGCACUUCUUAAACCAAUGAAGAGUGUGAAAUUGUCAUCAGAAAUAUUAGCAUUAUUG
Molecule: messenger RNA, 669 nt
Organism: Funneliformis caledonium
Lineage: Eukaryota; Fungi; Glomeromycota; Glomeromycetes; Glomerales; Glomeraceae
Source: the annotation of a GenBank genome assembly